Molecule: messenger RNA, 5795 nt
Organism: Anolis sagrei ordinatus
Lineage: Eukaryota; Metazoa; Chordata; Lepidosauria; Squamata; Anolidae
Gene: EFS
Product: embryonal Fyn-associated substrate
Biological process (GO): cell surface receptor protein tyrosine kinase signaling pathway; cell migration
Cellular component (GO): focal adhesion; cytoplasm; plasma membrane
Molecular function (GO): protein binding
Source: RefSeq, a predicted model, not a curated record
UCUCUUCUGCCUGGUUUUCUCUCUCUCUCAUACUUGUUUUCCCUCUCCACUUGAUCUUUCUCUCUUUCCACCUGCUUCACCUUUUCUUCACCUGAUUUUUCUUUCCCACCUCAUUUUCUCUCUUUCACACUUGAUUUUUCUCUGUUCACUUGAUUUGUGUUUUUGAGUUCCUUCCUUCAGAUUUACUUUCUCUCUCCAUCUGUUCUCUCUUCCAAAACUUCUUUUCCCUUCCUCCUUGGUUUUCUUUCUCUCCACUUGAUUUCCUCUCUUUCAGACUUAUUUUUCUCUCUCCUCUUGGUUUUUUGUCUUUGGUUUCCCUCUCCUUCAGACUUUUUUCUUCUGGUCACUUGAUAGUUUCUCUCAACUGAUCUUUCGUUUGACAGAGUGUAUCUGUUUUUCAAACCUUUUUUCUCUUUCCACCUGAUUUUUGUCCUUGGUUUUCUCCCUUUUUUCAAACUUGUUUUCCCUCCCACUUGAUUUUCUCUUUUUCCUUCUGAUUCAUUUUUAAACACCUUUUCUGUCUCCACCUGUUUUUAUCUUUGACUUUCUCUCUUCCAAAACUUCUUUUCCCUUCCUACUCGGUUUUCUUUCAAUCCAUCUGAUUUCGUCUUUCAGACUUAUUUUUCUCUCUCCUCUUGUUUUUUUGUCUUUGAUUUCCCUCCUGUUCGAACUUGUUUCUUCUGGUCACUUGAUUGUUUCUCCCACCUGAUCUUUUUUUGCCAGAGUCUAUCUGUCUUUCAAACUUUUUUCUCUCUUUCCACCUAAUUUCUGUCUUUGGUUUCCACCCACUCUUUCCCUCUCCAGUCUCCACUUGAUCUUUUCCCCUUCUAUCUGAUUUUCUCUUUCAAACUUAAUUUCCUUGGUUUUCUCUCAUCCAAGCUUAUUUUCUCUCUCCAUCUGAUUUUGUUCUAGUUUCUGCCUGAUUUUCUCUCUCUUUUCAACUUGUUUUCUCCUUCUACUUGAUCUUUCUGUCUUUUCACUGAUUCCUUUUUUCAAGCAUCUUCUCUCUCUUUCUCCUCUUCCACCUGAUUUCUUCUUUCUUUGCACCUUUUCAUUCAUUUUUCUCAUCUGCCACAUGUUUUCCUCUCCCUCUCCUUCCAUCUCUUUCUGUCUUUCCCAUCUGGCUUUCUUUCUCCCCCUCUUUUCUCUCCUCCUUUCCUCAUCCUCCAUCCUCCCUCUCUCCCUCCCAUUCAUAUGGCCAGAGCAUUCACAGCUAUAAUUUCCCUUUGGAGUCUGGCCAUUGCAUCCAGCAGUUUAGGUUUGUGCCACUUGGACGGCGCGCCUUUCUCCUGGGCCUGAGGAAUUGCUACUUUGGGAGAAGGGGCCCAGCACCCAACCCUUUCAUUAUGGCUUUGUGUGGCAGCCAGGAUCCCAGCUUUACAUGCAAAAAGCUCUAAACUCUUCCAUUUGUGAGCGGGGUGGCCUGCUUUUCCUUUGAAGAGCGUCCCUCCUCCACCAACGCUUGCAGCAAACCAAGAUUCCCAACCUCAGCAGAAAUUAAAUUUUGUCUUUCUACAAAGGAACCAAGGAUAAUAACACUAAGGAUCUGACAGAUCUAUGGUUCCCCCAAAGUGAGGAACAUCUGGGGAUCUGUUCACCAAGCCCUUAUUUUGAACCCACAAAGAAAGAGCAAAGCCUUGCAGACUUUUUGAAAGUUUUGUAGUGUUAAUGUGCAAAAUGCAAAACUCUUUUCUAGCUGACGGUAUGAAUUUUGCUCCCAACAGCUGAUCUGGAUUGGUCUAGAUUCUGCUACCACUUUUUCUGGAUUUUCAAGUAGCCCUUUGUUUGUCAGCUCUUGUUUCUUCUAGAGACAGCCCCCAUUUGUUUAUCUUUGUAUGUUUUUAUUGCAGCACGUGCAAUUUUGGACUUUGUCAUUGGUUUGGACUACUGUGCUCUUUCUGGAUCUGGAUUGGAUGAAAUAGACCUACUAGAAAUACAUCUCUUUUUGCUACAGUUUGUCUUGGGAGUUAUCACUGGGUGUGCUUCUUCUGGACUGGAAACAAAACUAGCUGUUCAAGAGUCACAAAUGCACAUGAAGCCAGGAUGUCGAACAUCAAAGGAAUGGAGAAGGAAUAAUUGGUAAACACGGGUCCUCAGCGUUGGAUAGCUUAACCUGCCUUUGGAGAAGCAAAAUGUCUCAGGCCCAACUCUGCCGUGCCCUUUAUGACAAUGCCGCCGAAUGUCCCGAGGAGUUGUCUUUCCGGAAGGGGGACCUGAUGGUUCUGCUCCAGCCUGAAGCCCCUGGCCUCGAAGGAUGGCACUUCUGCUCCUUGCAUGGCCAGCAAGGAAUCGUGCCGGCCAACAGGGUCCGAAUCCUUCCUCAGCCUGCGUCCCCCGUACUCACUCCUUACCAACAUCACGUUGCAGCGGAGGUUUACCAGGUGCCCAGGAAAGAGGUGGCUGCGGUCGGAACGGUCUUCGAAGCGCCCCAGGAGGAGCGCAGGCAGCGGGGACGGAGGAAAGAAGAGCAGGAGGUCUAUGAGGUGCCACCACCAGCUCGCCCCUGUCCUUUGCCCCCAGAGAGCAUCUACCGGGUGCCGCGGGGCACCAGAAGAGAUGGGGAUCCUGCAGAGGUUUAUGAUGUCCCCUCUUCUGUACUCCGGGACUCUCCGUCUGACACGUAUGACUCACCCUCUCCGUGCCCCAAAAAGGUGGCCCGUGUGGCCCCACAACCCACUGCCCCGCCACCUUCCGACGACCCUUACGACGUUCCCCUUGCCUUCAAGAAACUCCCAAGCCAAGAGGUGGAAGAGGAGGAGGAGGAGGACAGAGACCCUGAGAGUCCCCUAGUUUAUGCCACCCCAUCUAAUCUACGCCGGGCUUCAGCGUUGCUUAACCUGUACGAGUCGCCCGAGGAAGUGUUAGCGGAAAAUGCAGAGGAGAAGGAAGAGAAGAAGGAGGAAGAGGAGGAAGAAGAUGGAGGUAUCUACGAUGUUCCUCUGCUGGUCUCUAGUUCUCCGCCCCUUGAAGGGACUCUCCAAGGACUGAGCCUGCGGGAACCCGGACCCCCGUCCCGUCCGCGCCUGCCUUCAGCGGAAAGUCUGUCCCGCCGCCCGUUGCCUGCCCUUCCCAGCGAAGAACGUCUGUCAACGGAGCCUCCUCCACCCUCCCCAAGCAUUGUGAGGAAGGGCAGCAUCCAGGACCGCCCGCUCCCGCCACCACCACCCCGACUGGGGGGUCUUGGAGCCGGGGAGCCAAUAGAACAAGUCAGGGAUGAUGGCCACAAUGAAUAUGAAGGAAUCCGCUUACCGGAUGAAUAUGACUAUGUUCACCUCAAGGGGGCAGAUAAAAUCCAGCCAAAAGCGACCACUCCAGAAGGCAACCCUGGACUCACGUUACCAACAGACACUGCGCAGACAGAAGAAAUGGCACCACCUUCCCCAGAGGACAGCCAGCUCCUGCAGUUUUACACAGGGCAAUGCCAGACUCAUUACACAACCCUUCUGACGGCCAUUGAAGCCCUGCUUGCCAGUACGGGUGCCCACAAGCCCCCAUGGGUCUUUGUUCCUCACGGCAAAUUUGUCAUUGUCACGGCGCACAAACUGGUCUUUGUGGGGGACACAGUCUCACGGCUGGCCUCCUCAGCCACGGUGCGGACACAGGUGGGCACUGCUAGCGGCUCACUCUGCCAGGCGCUGAAAGAAGCCGUGCGCUCGGUCAAGAACGCUGCCUUGCACUACCCGUCGCCUCCUGCCGCCCAGGAGAUGUGCGAAUGCGUGGCCGAACUCUCCCGACAAGCCUUGGCCUUCACCUCUUUGCUGGGCACCUUGGCACCCUCUUGAUCCUGUGCUCUCCUUCCCCUCCUCGCCAGCAAAGUCUGAUCCAUGGUCUGAGAGAAACAGAGACGGACACUAGAAUCCCUGGUGCCAAUCAUCAUUGUGUCAUUUCAGACCUCUUACUGUGGUGGUGCCAUGUGGACUCCAGCAAAUUGUGUGCCAAAAGUGUGUCUGUUGGGUCACCUUCCACUGGUGCCAAUGUUACAUUUCGGAUCUCUGACUUACAACACUGUUUUAUGGCCACCAACAUUGUCCAUAAUGGAGAUGUAGGCAGACACUGGUGCCAAUAAUUACUACAUCAUUUCAAGACGUCUUAUGCAAUAUUGACCCUCCGGACGCUAGCAAUACGUGUGCCAAAACGUGCCUGUUGGGUCACCUUGCAUCAGUGCCAAUGUUUAAUUUUGGAGCUCUGACAUCCAGCUCUCUCAAAUGUUCAAUAUUGUCCAUAAUGGAGAUGUAGAUGGACGCUAGAAUCCCUGGUGCCAAUGACUACCGUGUCAUUUCAAGACCCAUUUUUGCUGUUGGUCACUUUGCAUCGGUGCCAAUGUUUCCUUUUGGGACUCUGAUUUCCAGCACCAUUGUCUCUAAUGAGUCUUUGCUCCAUGACAUUCCUUUAGUUCAGUGAUUCCCAAAGAUUAGUCUUCUGGGUGGUUUAGACUUCAGGUCCCACAUCUCAGCUGUCUUGGCCAAUGACCAGGAUUCUGGGAAGUCCAAAUGACCGGGAUUCUGGGAACGAGAGUGCAAAACACCGAGAAGGCCAGAGUUUGGGAAACAGACAUUUUUGGCUUCUCUAUGUGGCUCUUGGUCCAUAAUUUCAAGCUCCUUACAAGUAUCAAAUCUGUGCCACUUCAUCGUGUUUAGGCCUCAUUCUUUGCAGGUACAAAGAUGGCAUUACCUUCGUUCCACUCCAGUUUCGAUCGUUUGGUCGUUCUCCUAACCAAAGAGCUUUUCUAGUAUUGUCGAAGGCUUUCAUGGCCGGAAUCACUGGGUUGUUAUAGGUUAUUUCGGGCUAUAUGGCCAUGUUCUAGAGGCAUUCUCUCCUGAUGUUUCGCCUGCAUCUAUGGCAAGCAUCCUCACUACCUCUGAGGAUGCUUGCCAUAGAUGCAAGCGAAACGUCAGGAGAGAAUGCCUCUAGAACAUGGCCAUAUAGCCCGAAAAAACCUACAACCCAGCUUUUCUAGUGUUUCUCCUUACCGUGUUCUCCUCCAGUUGAUGUUCAAAAUGGUUCUACCAACAGGAAAUAUUUUUCCCAAAAGUUCUGCUGUUGAGAUGAGGUUGCAAACCCAAAUAUAUGGGGCAAGACAUGGCUGCUGCUUCCCACAAACUUGAUAUUAGGGACGCAACCCUAUGCACAUACACACAUCCAAAUAAAAGCCUUCAUGGGAAAGGAAUAAGGAGCAAAUUUGGGAGGAAACACUCCUCAUUUGGUAACAGUCGUCUGGAUAGGACGGAGGGAGGAAAAAAGCCCCAAAAUGGGAAUAGCCAGUAUAAAUAUAGCAGAGAAGAUAAUGGAGAAAAAGGGAGGGGAGGAUUAGUCCAGAUAAAGCAAACAAAUGCAGAAAGUUCUGCCAAAUCCAAAAGGGAAGCAAAGAAAUCUGGGGCACAAGCAAAGAAGCCAAAGGUGAGGAAGGAAAUGAUAAAAAUAGACAAUAGAGUGAUUGGUCAAUGUCGACUUUAUAUGCUACAUAAUACAGAGCACAGAGUUGGGCACCUGAAUAGUGGAAGGGCUGCAUAUAGGGGUUAUCUGGGGGAAAGGAAGCCUUGCUGGGGCAGUUGGCAGAGAUCCAUUUACUCAGGUCUUUGCUUCUCUGAAAUUUCUCAAUUAGUUUUGCAUUCUUUACUGAAUAGGUGCCAACUGGUUUUCCCAAGUUAUAAACAUAUCUAUGUAUAGGUACGCAAAAAACCUUUCGGAUCAUUUCCUCACCAAAAGCAAACUGGGUCAAAGCAUCUCUCUCAGGAAAUAUUUGCCAAGUUGUUUUCUAGGUUUGGUCAUAAUAAAAAUGGUGCAAAAUGAAACAA